Labrus mixtus (cuckoo wrasse) is the source of this 2101-nucleotide messenger RNA. Its product is annotated as Ig-like V-type domain-containing protein FAM187A. The transcript has 5 exons. Lineage: Eukaryota; Metazoa; Chordata; Actinopteri; Labriformes; Labridae. The coding region runs from base 1 to 1311 and encodes 436 amino acids. The record is from RefSeq and is a predicted model, not a curated record.
AUGCCUCCCUCAUCCUCCUCUCCCCUCCUCUUGCUCCUCCUCAUCUUCCUCCACCGUUGUGCUGAAGUUCGGAGCUACGACGCUCCUGAGUAUAAGCAGGAUGUGUUUGCUAGAAAAGCCUGCCCUGCCUUCCUGACCUUUAUGAACGCAGCCUACCUGGCAGGAGUCACAGUGGAGCUGCCCUGCCACUGCAAACCUCAACAGGUCCAAUCUGUUGUGUGGUUCUUCAGGAAGCAUCUUGGCGGCUCAGAGGAGACCACAGCACUGACUGAUCACCAUGGCAACAAGCUGCUGGACCCCAGUCGAGUCCCGCACAGCGGCGACCUGCGGAGUCGAUUCUCCAUCCGCCUCUUCAGCCUGCUGAUCUUCAGGGCGGGGCCGGACGACGCCGGCGUCUACAUCUGUGGCUCCGACAACAGGGACUUCUUCUACGGUUACGACCUGGACAUCCAGGAGGCGCGCACCAUCAGCAUCACCCAGAGGCUCGACCCAAAUGAUGUAAACCAGAGAGGAAAAGAGAAAAAGAGAGUCGGCUCUGCUCAGCCGCUCUACAGGAUCUUCAGCAGCUUCCGGCCCUGGUCUGUGUGCGAUCGCUGUGGAGCCCCAGGAGAGCAGGUCCGCGUGGGACUCUGCUACGUCCACUCCAAGUUCCUACAUGUACGCUACAGAAAAGCCAAUCAGACCACCGCUUCUUGUGGCUCGGGAGCUGUGCCGGAAGCUUUUGAAAAGGUGAAACGAAACAAAGACGGGGCCAAGCUGGAGGUCAAAAGCUGUCGAGUGUCAUGUCCAAAUCCAGCUCCUUCAUCCUCCAAGAUCCGGUCUUUGAUGGCAUUUCUCGGGCUCAGUUCUGGCUCCACACCAGCAGAGAUAUCAGUGUACUACCUGAACCACCCUGCAGACCGUGUCCUGACCCUGGGCUGUCCCGGGGCGCGACCUAACAUGGCCGUGGCCUGGGACCGAGGACCUGAACCCAUCUACAGAUUUGAUCACUCGGCAGGUGGUAACCACAGCAACACAAACCCCAGACUGCUGAUAGACACCGGACACCACCUGGUGUUUCAACCUGCAAAAGCUCAGGACUCAGGGGUCUACUACUGCUGGCUGCAGGGGCAGCGCGCGGCUGAGAUACGCCUGCUGGUCUACGCUCAUUUUGGGAAGAGACAAUCUGUGACCUCACAUCCUGACUUCCUCAUAGCUCUCAGAACCGUGUUCAGAUCAUAUGCCAUCAUGAGCGCCGUGUUUUGUCUGCUGCUGAUCGGCCGAGCGGGAGUCAGACUUCUCUUAGAGAAAAGAGAAGCACAUGUAGAUUAAAGUCUUUUUAAAUGCUUUAACGUUGGGUGUGUUAUAAUCAGUUUCAAGCUUGCUCUUGCUGUUUUUCUCUGGGGUAUAACCAUUUUUAAUAAUUUAAGGUUCCAGUGAAGAUUAUUUUCUUGACUUGAAAAUUCCGAUUUACCAAGUUCAGUGAAAGCUCGAGGGGCUUUGAGAAUGAGCCAAUCAGAAGAACGGGGCAUGCAGGCACCCAAAUUCCACUCCCAACAGGUCUGUGAUGUAAAGUGGAAGUUUUCCUUUAAGGGCCUUGGAAAUAUAUUUUUAAAAAAGUGCAAGAAUGCAGCUUCAACAAUUCUUUUUCUACACGAUAAAGGAAAGCUUGAUUUGUUUCUGUACAGAAAGCCAACUUUCUGUUCCAACUUGGAAACAUUUUUUGAAAGAUAAAUAUAUUCAAAUCAAAUUGGGUUCCAACAGUCUGUCAUGUUUGUUCUCGGGUACAGACUUGAGAAUCCCCACCUGAUGCGCCUGCUCCAGCGCAGAGUGUGAAGUGCUCUCAGGUGUGCAAUUUCUCCCGUUAAGAGCUGACUGAGUGAUAAAAUGAAUCUGUGGCAUCUCUCUGUACGGUUUUCUCUAUCACAAAAUAAAAUUGGAGACGAAGAAAAAACCAAAUGAAAGCGGACUGAAGUGGUUGAUAAAGAGAGAGAGAGAGAUGGCUGAGUUAAUGAAUGUGAGGAAAGACAGAUGAGCAUUUCCAUAACAAUUAUUUUUGUGCAAAUUAGACCGGCUGAAAACUCUAACAGACUUGCAAAGUAUGAUACUUCCCCAGCAGUAA